AUGAUGACAACAGCCCAACGAGAGCUCGAGCCCGGCACCCGCCGCAUGGACCCCAUCACCACCGGCCUCAACCUCGUCGUCUGGGUCUCGUCGGUCAUUGUCAUGGGCAUCCUCGCCUACCUUGUCUCCCUCAACAACAACCAGGGCUCGCACGUCAUCUACGAGCUCACCAUUGCCGUCCUGACCGUGGUUUUCUACCUCGCCGCCUUCUUCCUCCCCGUCCACUUUGGCCUGCUCUUCAACAUCAUCUUCUCCCACCUCUGGAUUGUGGCCGUCGCCUUCACAGCCAGCGACUGGACCUACAGCAACAGUGCCCUGCUCCAUGCCGCGGAGGCCUUCAGCUUCAUUGCUUUCUUCUUCCUCUUCUUCAACCUCCUCCACAACUGGUACUUUGGCAGCUACUCUGGUCGCACUGCCGGCACUUCUCACGUCUAA
Messenger RNA from Microdochium trichocladiopsis, 435 nucleotides. RefSeq lists its product as uncharacterized. The transcript is spliced from 3 exons. The record is from RefSeq and is a predicted model, not a curated record. Bases 1 to 435 code for a protein of 144 amino acids. Lineage: Eukaryota; Fungi; Ascomycota; Sordariomycetes; Xylariales; Microdochiaceae.